This is a messenger RNA of Brettanomyces bruxellensis, 1992 nucleotides long. RefSeq lists its product as uncharacterized. Gene Ontology annotation, biological process: cellular response to pH. The record is from RefSeq and is a predicted model, not a curated record. Gene Ontology annotation, cellular component: plasma membrane. NCBI's taxonomy places the organism in Eukaryota, Fungi, Ascomycota, Pichiomycetes, Pichiales, Pichiaceae. Bases 1 to 1992 code for a protein of 663 amino acids. The transcript has 2 exons.
AUGAAAUCUCAAUUCAAGAAUAUCGACUGGCGGAUUCCAGAGCAGGUCACUGAAUCGUAUCCGUCUUGUAAAGAUUUCGCCCUUGAUGAGGGCGUCUUGGUCACAGAUAAAGGCGUGUUUCGAUUAAAAGAUAGAGCUCAAUAUGCAUUCAAAGCAAUAUGUGAAAACGGGCAACCGGUUCUUUCAUCUAUGAAUACAGUUUUUUCAAGGUUGGGACUUGCCGUUACGCCGAUAGAGAAGCUGUCAUGGCACAAAUAUAUAAGCCACAGCACGGAUUCAACAAUGUUGCCCCGGUUUCGAUACUCGAUAUAUCCACUUGUGUAUUCGCUGUGUACCGGAAUGGUUAUAAUUCUUUAUUGCACUUCUCUCCUCUUCACAAAGCACUACAUCACGGCUUUCAGACCCGGUUUUUUGAUGAAAUCCUCGUGCCUUGUUGCCUGUGCCCAGGUUGUUGCCAUAAAUGUAUACUCUAUGGUGAAUAUCUUCCACCAAGGUCUAGAUGGCAAGUGUUCAAGCACAGAGUUACUCAACAAGUUGACCUUCUCCACCGGAUUCAACGUGGUUUACCUUAUAGUGUUUCUCCUUCUUCUUUUGAGCCAGGUCAACAUUGUGAAGAGAUUGUAUCCGAGAAGAAAUGAGAGCAAGUUUAUUCUCAUUAUUGGUACAACGCUGGUUAUCAUAACGGAGGCGCUUUGGGCCACUGCAAACUUCUUGUCGCAGAGUAGAGGUUUUGCUUACUCGUCUGUGGCCAUCACCAGCUCCGACAGCACAGAUUCCGAAUCUUCUGAUGAAAAUGAUGAGAAUGUUAUCGUUCUUAUCCUUCCUGUUUUUGUGUACUUGUUGGAGAUCUCGCUCUCUGUGCUAUACACAUGCUUGAUAUACCUCUACUGUCUCAGCAAGAAGCGGUACGCAUUCAAGUCGUCGAUGAUCAUCACGACAUUAUUGACGAUAGUUGCCAUAAAUUCGCCAAUUGCCUUUUUCCUUGCCGACAUCUCCAACGUCUGGGUGAACAAGUUCUCGAGCUUCUUCAGCAUGGCUUCUUACGUAAUCACCAACGUGGCCACCUGGGAGUGGCUAAACCAGUUGGAGCAAGUCGAGAAGGAUGACCAGCAGAAGAACCUAUUGGGGAGACGCUUUUUCUUGGAUGACUACAUAGAGGAAGAAUAUGACGAUGCGGGACCCGAGUAUGGCUCGAAAGCUGGACUUUCAGAUGCCGAAACGGGAACCCGUGUACUAAAUGCACCAACUGACACGGGCAACUCGCUUGCAGUUUCAUCGAGUGGUCAAACUUACAACUUGAAAGAUUUACAUGGGUCGAAAUUUAAAGAACAGCUUUCCCGGUAUAGGGACAAGAUUGAGAAGACAUUUAUUGAAAGUAUCCGAGGUAUCGAUCUCAAGCAGCCUUUGAGGCAAGGGCUGCCGGAAAAGGUCGAUGAUGGGGAGGAAAGUGGUAUCGAUUUAAGCACGAGGUCUCCGGACAGAGAUGUUUAUAUAUAUCGCAAAAAGGAGGUUGUUUUCCCGGAGAGUGCGAUGGAGUCUGCGUUUUCAAAUAGUAAUAAUCGGAUGGAGGAACCGCGGGCAGAGGAGCCCGAGAUAUCCCGGAUAAAGGCUGUUUCUGGAAUAAUCCCGGCGCUUGGUGUUGGUUUGAAAAGGAGGUUUUGGGGAAAGGACAAAAAUGUCAUUAACCAUCGUAUGAAAACAUUAAGUGGGGUGGAUAAUGCAAAGGAUAAGGGGAUAGAUAAGGGGAUAGAUAAUGUAAAAGAUACGCCACGGUUGAAGAUUUUGGGACUAAAUGAUUCUCUCCGUGUGGACGAACUGCAGCCGGAUUCACGUAACGAGGAAAAUUCAUCAAGUACGGAAGAGAGUUCAUCAAUGUAUACAGGCACGGAUGUUUAUUCAGGGGCGUCUCUUCCAUCUGUGCUCAGAAGUCUAAGUUUUGACCCUUCGGUACACUUCGAGUUCGGUUCAGACUCUGAGACUGGCGCAGAGUAG